Messenger RNA from Odontomachus brunneus, 8881 nucleotides. RefSeq lists its product as uncharacterized. The transcript has 12 exons. Gene Ontology annotation, molecular function: protein binding. The record is from RefSeq and is a predicted model, not a curated record. Lineage: Eukaryota; Metazoa; Arthropoda; Insecta; Hymenoptera; Formicidae. The coding region runs from base 480 to 7220 and encodes 2246 amino acids.
UCUGGUAAAGUGGUUUCCAUUUAAACCAUCCGAUGUAAAUAUGUCUUUUCCACAAUCGACCUUUCUACGAGACAAUAUCAUUUUCACGAUUUGUUGCUAUCUCUAGAGCCGAAUAACAAUAAAUCAUAAAACCUCUGGAUAGCCAUGGGCCUCAAACAAUAUCCCUUCGGGGAGUGAGUGCAACAAUGAGGCUCGUGAGUGACCGACAGUUGUCGCUGGUUGUCGCACGAUUGCGUUCGCCAGUGUUCGCAUUCUCGGCACGGUAAACAAGUCGACGAAUUAAUUCGCCCCCGCCGCGAUUUUUCAGACGGGUCGCCGUAAACGUCGCGAAGGUUACGUGACGACUCGCGAUAAUAAUGCGCGACGUAGCUGCAACGCAUAGCAGUCAAGUCGAAUGAUGACGGGUGAUGACGCGCGUCAGCGUACCGGCGGAUCGAAAUAAUGCGAGGUAGACAAGUAUGAAAUAGUAAACAUGCCUCAUGGCUGGAGGCAGGAGCGACGGGAAGCAAAGUGGAAAUUUAGACAAAACGCACCUGUGGCGCUGCCACCGUCGUCUUGAUUUCUCUGUAAAACCUGGGCUUCUUUCGAGUGAUGGAUUCAAGAAGCGAAAGAGUGCGGAGCAUCAUCGCACUGUUGUCAAAAAUGUCAGUCUGUUACAAGACGGCAUAUUGAGAAUUUUUACGGAUUCCUUGCAUUGUGAUCUUAAUAUAAUACAUGGUUAUGAAGUAAUACGAACAAACCAGUGUAUUAUUAGAGCAAGAUCGCCACACUUGUACGAAGUUCUCAAGCCUUAUUUUGUUUAUACUAACAAAACGAUCCAUUGCAUACUUGACAAAGUCGGAAUUUUUCGUCAGAUUGAAGGCUUCGUAAGGCUUCUGUAUAGUAAUCUGGAUUUCACUCGAGAAGAGCAAUUGUUGGUGGAAAUUAUCGUAAACACAAGUUACGAGUGUCAUUCUUCAAAUGAAUCCAAUAUCAGUAUUAUAUCUCAUAUUGAUGAAAGAAUAUGUGAGAAAUGUUUGAUGUCGAAUUGUGAUGAGCAUCAGUACCUGCAAGAGACGAAGGAAUACAUAGCGGAUGCAAUCACUACUUCGUCGGAAAUGGCUGAUUCCGGUCUGGAGACAGGUUCGAUAAGUCCGCAUGAGAAUACGACGUCUGAAAAUUCCAGUACGGAUUUGGAGGUAACACAGACGACGGAGUACACCUCCACUAAUGAUGACAAAUCGCAUCAGUUACGCGAUGAAGGAGUGUGCAACAAAGAAAGCGACUGUAAAAAGCUUCCAGUAGACAAUGAACAUUGUGAGUUACUUAACAACGGCAAUUAUCGCGGGAACGGCAAAACUUGGUUCGAAUCAAGCAGCCACAACGUGACGUAUUCAUCUCUGGAAGCGGAACAUCAGUCUGCAGACUCGGAGAAUGCUCAAAAAGUGAAAUUGAACGUCGAAGAGAUCUUGCAGUACGAGAACAGAGUGUUGAGUGAACCGUUCUACGAGUCGGACUGCGGCAGCGACGAGAACGAAUCCUUCGAAUUUGUCGAGCCUGUCCUCUCGGCGAGCGGCGACUGCGAACAAGCUACCGUCAAGUCUAUAUCAGAUCAGAAAGUGCAGUCUGAUGCUGCAGAGUCGGCGAGUAAAACGGCUGAAACAGAAUUCAACCGUCCUUGCUCUUCUGACGCGGUUAGUCACAAUAAUUCCUCCACGAGUGGUUAUUAUUUCAUCGAUGCGUCCACUCUAAACGACGAGGUGGUGGACAUUGUGCCCAAUGUAGCGAAGAAUCAUUAUCAAUGUAACAAUUACACCAACAAUAAACCAUCAUCACACUUCGCGUUUUUCUCAGAUUACUUAACGAACAAUAAAUCGAAUAAUGCCGUAGAAGAGUGCAAAUUCACGCCGCUCAAAGUACCGACUUUACAAACCGGCCACGAGCGAGUAGCGGAGUUUGAGCGAGAGCUCAAGCUCACCGAGUGUCUGCAUCCACUUCCAGAGUCGCGUAAAGUAAAGCGAGCGGAUUCCGCAUCGGAGGAGAAGGUCGUGGACACAAGCAGACCGGCAGACAAGGAGUCAUUAGCUGUAGAGAUUAAGGAAAAUGACAGUGGGGAAAGCGCGCAUCCGUCCCCGUGUCCUGAUAACACGGAAAUAAGCAACGAUCAGGGCGAGAAAACGGAGGAAACGUCGAACAAUGUCGAGGCAGGUGCAGGAAACGGGCACGAGAAGGAUGCGAAUGCGAACGAGGACAGGCGACCAUCGCUCAUCAGAAGAAAUACGUUUGAGCUCGACUCUAACGACGAGAAAUUAUCUGUUUUGAGACAAGAAUACGAGCGACGGCAAGGUAGUCUAGUUUUUCAAAGCUCCAUUCCGCAAUACUCGGGACAUCGCGUGGACGGAGACUCUAUUUGUCCUCCCGCACCUUCCGACACCGUAGUUCCUCCGAUCACCGAGCCGUCAUCGAUUACCUACACGUCCAAUGUACAGAUCGCCACUAAUACUCAGUAUCCAGUAUCAUAUUUAUUGUUAGAUAAUUGCGAGUACGAGAUCGAUCGGACGCAAAAGCGAGAGAGCUAUCUGCAAGACAGUCUCAACAAGUCAUCCAUAGUGUACCCUGUGACCAAGAGUGCCAGCGAUAAGUCCAUUCUGGACUGUGGCAUGGAUUCGGACGACGCGUCCAACCGUUGUAGCAGUAGCUUACCGGUUACCUUAGACUCUAUCUUGGAGAAGGAUAUUAAUCAGGUGGAGUCUAUGAAGAGAAGCAAACGCGACGAGGCUACUCCGAUCAUCUCUGGUGGCGUCAGCACGUCGGAUUACUCCAAACCGACGGAUAGUCCUACCGUGCGCCGCAAGACGGAGUCUACGCCGAUCGUGUCGGGUGGUUCGGUGAUCAUGAACAAGCCUGAAAUCAAAGCGAAACCCGCUAGAAUGUCUUCCUCCAUGACUGCCUGGGUGGUUGACAUGAGCGACUGCAAUAAAGGCGAUACUAAAUGUCGCGGCAACUCGCGGAACAUGUCGCAGAGCUUCUCGACUUCCGAGUGUGUGAAGAAACCCACGCGAAAAUCCAAUAAUAAUGACAAACAUCACUGUAGUUUAGGAUUCUUCGUCAAUCUGAAGAACGUGCACGAUGUCGAGCCAGUCGAACGCGAUCAUUCGGUUGAAAGGAAGAAGGAACAAACUAAUAACGGUAACAAGUCCGAUAGUACUAGUAGCAAGCCCUACUGUGAAUUUUACGUGGAUAUCUCUGACGGAAGUAACGAUGUUAAAGUUAAGCCACCCGAGAAGCAAGACGUGCGCGUGAAAAACGAUACUUCCAAUGAAGGUGAAAAGAAAAAUAUCUUCUCGAUGUUCAUCGAUUUAAACGAAACAAGCGAGACGAGCAGCGGUGACAUCGUGGCUCCAACGCACAAGCGAAGCUUCUCGACGAUUUCCAAUAAAGCGGACACCAGCAGAACAGAUGACAGUAGCUCCAGGGAUAAUAGCAGUGCUACUGGAGACAAUCAGUCACCGCAGGAGCAAAAGAAAGAGAAAGUUAAGCCCAGCCCAGUCUUCAUGUUUAUCGAGUCUGAUUCUCCCGUAGUGAGAAGGCGGACGCUGUCCACAUCGCGUCCGACGUUCAAACGACACUCGUGGAACGUGGACAAGACGCAGCCGGCGAGCAACAGCAAUGGUUGCGUGGCAAAGGAGCUCAUGUUUAGAAGAGAGCAUAAACGCGCUCACAGCAUAUCUAUAGAUAAUCGCGGUGACUCAAGCCGAUCUCAAGCGAAGACAAGCUCGUCCAGUCACUCAUUGAGCGAUGCUGCCAAAGCGGAAUCUUACAACCAUAAGAAUCCCAAAACUUUGUUGCAGGAGCGUGAGCAUAACUCCAACAACAUGGACACGUCGUCCGAGGACGUGUUUGAAUUUGAUGUAAGGGACACGCCGCCUAACUCUCACGUGGAAAUAGAGAGCGAGGAGCUUCGUGUCAGUGUCGCGAAUCGUCGCGAGUACAAGGAGAUAAUCUCCGGCCAAACGGAAAACCUGGAACUCAGCGAGGCGAAAGCGUACGACGAUGAGUUUUCGGAAACAUCUGCUUGGGAGAAGACAUGCACGGAGAGCACGGAGGGACAGACGCGUAAAAGCGAAACGUUCGAUAUCAGUAGUGGUAGCGGGCCCUCCCCCGACAGUGACAAUCACGAGUACGAGUUGACCGACUUAUUGAACGGCGAAGUUCCAGUUGUCAGCGAUAGAUCGCAAAUAGUUACCACAGGAAGCAGCAAUAAGAUAUCGGAGACUCGCAAGUCGUUGAACGAGACUAUUAAAAAAAUCGAGAGUGAAUUAAAAGAGCCAGACUACAGUAACGAAGGAGCACAGACGUACGACUGCCGACCGUCGAAGAAGGACGAGAAAAUGCUUGGUCGUAAUUCCAAGAGCUUGCACUUAGAUACCGAUAAAACGUCAAGUUCUAGCUUUGUGCGUUUAUCGGAUUUGGAUAAAACGCCAGUUGUAAAUCCAGCCUCGGAUGUGUUGACCUUGAAGGAUGAUAGAAGUACAUAUCGUAUGAGUAACAGUAUCCCGGAGACAUCGUGGAUAGAGAGCAAGUUAGCAAUGACAAGAAACAGCGGUCCAGUCAGACCGGUGUCUAGGAAACUUGCUUCUGUUAUGAGCACGUCCCUUCCGUCGAAACAGAAGUCUCCAUUGGAAGAUUUGACCGGUGACUGCGAAGGAGAAGGAAUUAUUUCAGAAUCCGAUCUUAGCAGUAUGCAAAGUAGUAUGGGACGUUCUGGAGCGGAAGGCAGCACAGAGGAGACUGAAACAUCAAGUAUAGCUGGCGCAAAGCCAUAUAAUAGAUUGGGCGAGGAUUUAUUAAGGAUGUUCCUGGAAGAAAUCAACCCUGAUGUUACGAUAGACGUAGCCGGUCGGCAUAUAAGAGCACACAAAUGUAUACUGAGUUCUCGUUGCCAAUACUUUGCUGCGAUCCUGAGCGGUGGAUGGAUUGAGAGUGCAGGCAAUGUUAUUUCUCUACAAGGAUAUUCCUAUAAUGCAGUUCAUUUUGCAUUAUGUCAUAUCUACAGCGGAGAAAGUAAUAUACCAGAUUCUAUAAGUAUCGUUGAACUGGCGACGUUGGCUGAUAUGUUGUGUUUGGAAGGUCUCAAAGAAGUUAUAGAAUACACACUUAAACUUAAAUACUGUCAUUUAUUUCACAAGCCUUGCCAGAUAUGUGCUGUUGGAGUUUUGGAGUGUAUGCCAUUAGCAGCAGCAUAUGGUUUGGAUGAAGUGUAUCGAAAAUCAUUGAGAUGGGUUACAAAGCAUUUUGUACGAAUAUGGCCAUGCAAGGCGUUCGCAACUCUUCCGAGAGAACUCAUGGAGAAGUGUUAUCGUCAACAUAUAGUACAUAUGUCCACCGACAAUGUACUUCAAAUUAUGAUGGACUGCGAUAAAUUAUUGGCCACUUUACCCAAUGUGCGAUGGGCAGAGCCAGUCUUUCGGCUAGUGUCGAGACUACUAGAGAAGUCAGUGAAAUUCCUGUCAGAGAAUUUUGUGGGAGUUUUGGGAAAUGAAAAUUUCCAGUCACUCGGUCGCGAAUUGACGUGGAACAUUAGCCGCUUAGAGGAUAAUUUUCUAGCAGCCGUUGAACAGUUACCGCCCGAACAAGCGUGUAAGAGUUAUUCAAAAUUGAACAAAAUGUUACUUGCGUCGCAAACAGACGAUCUUCAAGAUAGGAUCAAGUGGGGACCGUUGUUCGUCGAUUUCCUGCACAAGCUCCAAGGUCGCGUAGAGAAAUGUCUGGUGCGCGACGCAGCACAUGCCGCUAGGACUACUACGUGGCUGAAAAUGGACUUGGAGCUUCGCAGAAGAAUACAAGAGUUGGCCUGUAUCGUGAUCUUGCCCAAUGAGACUUCGAAACGCCAAUCUAAACCUUUGAAUUUCUCGAAAGAAUCUCGUGCACCGCCUAGUCGCUCGACGAUAAGUCGCAGUUUAGAUUUAAAACGCUUCAAAAUGGCAAUCUCAGAGCACAAUGACAAAACUAUAAAGCAAACACCACCACCACCACCACCGGCUAACAAACAAAUAAAGAAGGUCCUAUGUAAACCAAAAACUGAUCCACUUGAACGUAAAAUGCAAGAGGAUAAGCAAAUUACCAACGAAACCAUUAGACCAAAAUCUUGGCCCAACAAGAUGGAGUGUAAACAAUUACAGGUAAAAUCCAGAUAUUUGGAACCGAGAAACAAAUCAGUUCCGAAAGAGAGUGCACCAACGACGCAUCACGAUAAGAUCAAUGUGCAACAACGACGUAAGAUUAUGAUCUCGUCAUCGGACUCAUCGCGCACUUCCAGUCCAGCGAUGAAACGUGCAUCCGACAAAAAACCACUGGCUAAAAUAAAGUUACCGGUGAAGAAAGACGUAAAGGCCCUUUCGUCGGAUAGUUUAACGGAAGCAAAUGCGAGUCGAACCAGUAAUAAGAGAGACUUGAUCAGUAAGAGUUGCGGCAUCACGAGACCCGAGUCCCCUUCUUUCAAACAGAAAGGCACCGAUAUAGGUUUAUCGGUGGAUUCUUUGGAGACUAAAAGUAAGCCGAUAACCACUAAGAAGAAGGUUAGCAAAAUGGACACAUCUAUGUCCACCGAUAGUCUUAUGACAGAAAUAACGGCGACUCCAAAGUCCAAUGUGUCUAAUAAACUAUCACCUACGUUGACGAAAAUCGCGGGCAAGACGCAGGCUUACGAUAGGACGAAGAAAAAUUCGCCACCAACGCAGCAAAGAAGUCCAUUAACAAUUACCAAAAGGACACCGAGAUCGCUGGAAAGUUCUACUGCUGCCAGUCGUAGUAGAGCCGCCGCUGUCAACGCAUAUCACGGUUCACCGAGUUUGCGGAGGAGCUUGCUAGAUGCUGCGAGGACGCCAGACGUUCCUAGCAAACCAAUUAACACGAUGACGCCUUUUAGGGCGCGGCAGAUCGCGCAGUCGAACGUUCUUCCUAAUACGAGAAGAGAGAGAAAGGAGACGCAGAAUUCACAGAGUUCUGAUAGUCCCAGCAAGAAAUCUUCUCCAAAGUCCAGCGUUGCCAAUAAGACAAACAAAUCAACGGUUGCCAGUAAGAGAACCGUUAACGGUAAGAUCGAUGACAAGAUGAAAAAAUGCCAUAAUGGAGAGACGCAGAAGCAACCUACAGUAGGUUCGAGAUCAGGUACAUUUCUCAAAGAUGAACCUACGAUACUUAAGAAGGUAGACAUUAAGUCAUCGCAAAUUAAUACUUAAUGCUAUUAACAGCUGAAUAAUUGAAUUGGGAUUGGAUGCACAUUGUUGACGGGAUAUUUCUACUAUCUAUCCUCGUACUGGAAAGUAUCGCAUACCAUAACAAAAAUCUGUUGUUUAUGAGAAAUUGGAUUAAAUAUAUUAUCAAUUAGAUGAUUUCACUAACAUGAAGUUAUUAUAUUAAACUUUGUAAGGUAUUAAGAGAAAUUUUCUUGCAUCGUAUAUUAUGUUUAUAUAUAUAACUUCAAUGUAUAAUUUGUUUUUUAUUACAAAAGUUUGUACAUGAUUACCUGUAUGUUAACAAUCUUUCGCCAUCAGUGUUUGGUAACUUUUGUAUUUUUGCAUUCCCGUGGUUUAAUAUAUUCUCAUUUACUACAUGUUUAAUGAAUUUAACAUACGUCGACAAUAUGCAUUAAGUUUCUUUUUUAUAUAUACUUAAUGAAUGCUGAUUGUGUGAUGGAGGACUGUCGCUAGUAACUGCGAACGUGAUAAUUCCAAUUGGGGAAUCGUAUUACAUGUAAGAUAGAAAUGUAAUUCUAAUUUAAAGAUGCUUGUGGGAUUAUCGUUAAAGAAAUAUGGUCGAGCUGCAUUUACUAGUUAAUUAGGAAAUGUGCUAUGAUUAUCUUUCGUGACGCUAAAAACGGCAAUUCAAAUGAUAGAACAGUCUUAACAACUUUUGAGUAAACAAAUUUUUCAUACUUCCUACUCAUUUAAUGAUAUAAUAAUGCAAGUCAUAAAAUUUCAUCGAUGAAUAAUCAAAUAUAGAGAUUAUUUUCGAAAAGAAUGUACGUUACUAUCAAGUCUUUGUUCUUUGUAUAUAAUCCGCACUCGAUCGUUAAAAGAUCGAAAAAAUUCAUUAUUUGUUUUCAAGAAAUUAAAAUUUUUUAAUUUAAUCUUUUUAGGAGUCUCUUACUUUGGAACGUUUUUUUAAAUAUAAUUUUACUGGUUUUUGCAUUGUACUAUUUUUGAAUCAAAUGAUUGUUUAUUUAAUUUUUGUAUUUUUACGUACACACAGACAGUUGGAUCAUGAAAUUCUCAAAAUCUAUAUUAAAUAUCUAUUUUAUUCCAACUGUGCACAAAAUAAAAACAAGCGCAGUAAAGGAUUAAUAAAUUAAUUGGUAUGAAAAUAUGAAGUUAUAUGGCGAUACUGCAUAGUAAUUCUACAAAAAAUUCUCAAGGAACAGUUUAGACAAGAACAAAGAUUUGCGUGUAUGAGGAAUCAAGUUGUACUUUUCUUGGAUUACUCUGUAUACUGCACAAUUAGAAUAUAUGUGAAAAAGUACGAUCUUUGAUUAUGGACGGAUAUGUGCUUAAACAAAAAGAUCUUUGACUACAUAUAUGCAUUAAUGUCUUGUAGUACUGCACAUGCAGCAUCUCGUAGUUUAUAGAUAAAAAAAAAGAUGACCAAUUACGCGAUUUGUUUAGACAGUUCUUCCUUUGUAUCACAUAUAUACGCCAUAUCACUCCGAAUUAUAAUAAUCCGAUAUCAAUUUCAUUAGAUGCUGUUCAGUUAUUAUUAAUUGAUGUUGCCAUUUUAUGAACUAAUUCUGAACGUAAGUAGGAAAACUGCAAUUUUUGUCGCUUGCAGUCGUUUAUCAAUGAAUUGUGUAUACACGUAACCGAUGUAUUUAUUUAUUAAAUUUCUAUCUCUAUUUUGCAAUGUA